AUGGAAUGCGACGUGUCUCCGGCGGCCCCACCGGUGCAGACAAACCGUAUGACGACGAAACAAUCGCAGCCAUCGCCAACGGUCGUCGUAGCCAAAGCCGCCGCACACCACCACCACAGUGGGAGCAACAAUGGAAAUAGCGCCAGUGGCACGACGUCCUCCACCACCACCACCAGCAUCAGCAGCAGUACGGCGGCGGAAACCAGCACCUCUGUGGCGGAGAUGGCAGCGACGUCAUCGUCGACGCCGUCCGAUGAUGAUCCCGCAUCCUGCACUUCCGCCCUGGCCCUGUCCAUGGUUACACCGCCCUCGAUGGUGGUCGGUUGUGAAUCAAUCGUACGACGAAGUAUCCACAGCAAUAUUAGUAUGGUUAAUAACAACAAGAGUUUCGGUGGCAUCAUCGAGGAGGACCACCGGACGGCGCGAGCGGGAAGAUCGAUGCAUCCGGAACCGGUGACCGGAACGGUGAUUGAAAUUAGUGAUCAGAGCACGGCGGACGAUAUCAGUUAUCCGGAGCAGCUACUAUCGUGCACCUCGGAGACGAGCUGCGUGCUGCUAUCGGAUGACUGCGAUUCGUCGCUUCCCGCGGGAAAGGAAGACGAUCCGCUAACCAUUACUAUCAGUGAUUCGCUCGAGAGGCUCCCUUCGCUGCCGUGCAGUACUCCCAGUUUUGGGGCCUCUCAGCAGCAGCAACUACAACCACGAACUGCUGCGGGGUCAGUGGCGGCCGCCGCCGCCCCCGUUACGGUCACUGCUGCUGUCAGCACUCCGAAGCACAACCAUCAUCUUCGGCGAAACGUUCCUAGGAUAGCAAACAGCAGCGGCGGCACCGGCGGAACACGACAGCAAGGCCUUCGGCAGCGUCGUGGGUCGGCCGCCGGAUCGUCGGAUGCGUUGGACAAGCGCCACCGUCAGGGUGCGGAGGGUGCGGUGACGAUGCGCGAAGUGCUGGCUUCGAUUCCGGGCUUCAGCAUAAAACCGCGCCGGCGGACGAACAAGAAGCUGUCGACGGCGGCGCAGCUCGAGCAAACGCGCGAAGGUUGCGUGGAUCUGGAGACGCCCGAUUCGAUCCUGGUGCACUGCAAUCUGCGGGCCCUGCUGAACCGGGAAACGUUCCAACUGCUGCCGCCGCUGUAUCAGUACAAGCUGGUGCAGCUACUGCCACCUGUGGAUCGGCCCUCCGCACUGGAUGCGUCCGAGUGCGAGCGGAACGGAAUUCGGUUAAAUCCGUCCAGCUUGAACAACGAGUUCUUUGCGCGUGCCUCGCAGGAAUGGCGCGACCGGUUGUCGGAGGGUGAGUUUACGCCCGAGGCGCAGCUCAAGCUCCGGGCGGAAGCGGAUCGCGAACGGAGCAAGGUGGACCCGUGGAAGCUGAAGCACUUUGAGCCGAUGUGGGGCGAUCGAAAGUAUGCCGGCGGAGCAUUCAUUGGGGCGGCCGGUACGAUGGCCAAUCCGGCACCUCCGUCACCGGUACCACCGCCGGCACUACUACCAUCCGCAUCGGUAACCAAGGCAUCCUCCGGAUCCCUAUCCCCCGUGUUACCGAUGUCCGUGGUCGGUACGGUGAUGGUGGCCUCUCCUCCUGCACCGUCGUCAGUGGCUGCUGUACCGAGAAUGGUGCAGCCAUUGCAGAAGCAACCCGUCUCUAGUACUGCCUUAACUGCCGGAGGACGUGUCAUCGGAACGGAGAGUACCGUCGUACCGGCUCGAACUCUCACGAAGCCAUCCGUAGUCAGCAGCACGACGACAACGGUUGUGACGAAACCACCUCCCAAACCGAGCAUUGUGGCCGCUUCGUCUAGCGGUGCGUUUGUACUUCCCCCCAGGACAACGAUAUCGGUCGCUAAUAGUGGAGUGACCAGCGCGUUCCAACGGGCAGCAGGAACUGCCUCACUUGGAGGUAGUGUGUCAGUUGUACCCAUCAGCAUCGUUGCGGCCAGUAGCACCAGUAGCUACUCCGCCACCAGCAUUGCUAGACCAGCGCUCAAAACAACGAUUAAGCUGCGACCGACGACUGCGAUCGCUACGAGUACGACGGCGAAUGCUCUCGGUGGACACAAACCAUUUGGCCAUCCGGUCCGCGACCAGAGCGUCACACUGAACCCGAUCGUAGCUACCAUUUCGGCGCGAACUGUGCCGGCGGCGGCGGCGAGUUCGAAACGACUGCUACCGACCACAGUCAUGGGCGGCCACACCAUCACCGGUAGCUCCGGUUCCGGUCAUUUUCCCGCCGGAGGAAUGAUUGCAAGUAUUAGGAGUGCUAGCGGGUCGCAACCGAUGUCUCCGAAGCGGCUUCGUACGGUAGGCGCCGUCACGAGGUCCGCUCUGGCAGGGACAGGGCACCAGCACCAGCAGCAGCAGCAUCAUCCACAUCACCACCACCAUCAACUGGUGCAGCAUCAUCCGCUGAGUAACGCUGCCCUGUCGAUAACGACGACACUGGGUGCCCCAAGUCCGGCUGCCGUCCCUUCCCGGCCGUCGCCGAUCGUCGUGAAGAUGGUUGAAACGGGCCCGAAUAGUUUUCCCAUGGCGGGCGCUGUUAGUAGCUUGAAACGCACACACAGUAACCACCGUUCGGUGACCCCGGACACGCUGGGCAGUAACUGUAAGAUAUCGAAGCGAAGAACCGAAGACGCUACUACGGGCAGUCCGCGGCGGUUGCUGACGAUAGUGACCACCACGGUUCCGGGCACGGGUGGCAGCAGUAGCAGCAUCGUGUAUAGAAGCAGUAGCAGUAGCAUCAAUAAUCGCCUUAUCACCACCAACAACGCCGUACUUUCCACGUCCGUUUCCUCCACCGAUAGUAGCAGCAACAGCAACAGCAACAGCGACAGCAGUACCAAUAAUGGCGGCAAUAGCAAUAGUAGUAGAAUAAAUCUUAGCAGUAGUAGCACCAUUAGCAGCAGCGAGAGCAAAUUAACCACCAACAACACCACGGCCGCCGUCGCCGCGGAAUGUGAUACUUUGACGAUUCGCACGACCAGUGGGUCUGCGCUAUUGGCCGACAGGCGACGACGUGCGGCAGCCCUCGGGGAAGCAGUAGCAAGGCAGCAGCACGGCGUAAAGAGUAUGGCGGCGAUGCAGUCGUCACGAAGGCGGGUGCGUCGACAGGAGCAGGACACCGCCGUCGGCGGUGGUAGUAGAACCAAUAGCAAUAGAAGUAACGCAGUGCUUGGCGCAGCAACGAUCAUCCUGGACGAUGAUGCCGGCGAUCAUUCGGCGACGCUCGUCGACGACGAGACGAUACUCAACGGGGGGAGCGACUCGCAGGAUGAGCGAUCCUCGUCCUCGACGACGCUCGUGCCCUCGUCCGACAUCAUACUCGAGGAAGCGAUCGACUGUGGCGAUGUCGUCGAUUGUGGUACGGGUAGUGGCGACGAUCAGCAGCAGCAACAGUGGUGUGGCAAGCGCGGAGAGGAAAGGGUGGCCACCCCUCGGGGGCGAGUUUUACCGGCCACGGCUGGUUCGCUGAUCGUGAAGUACGAAGAUCAACAGCAGCAGCAACCGCGCAUGUUUGCGAUGGCCAUGGGCGGCGCCGGCAGUGGAAAGAUGGCCAGUGCCAACAACGGUCGGCAGGCGGUGGUGUUACCACCGGCUUCGAUUGUCGGUGGCAGCGAUACGCAGAUGAUCUACGAUCACAACUCGGGCCAGAUGUUCAGCAUCGUUUGUGUGCCGUCGGCAUCGCGCUCAUCGACUUCCACUACCUCGAAUGCAGCAGCGGCCGCCGCCCUGGGUCUCCGAUCGCUACCAGCUUCACUAACGGUUACAGCUUUACCACAGCAGCAGCAGCAGCAGCAACAGCAACAGCAGUUACUGUCGAUUUCAAAUGAUAGCAGCAACAGCAGUAGCGUAUCGACCACUGCAAUGAUGGCCGCGAGUGACAAUCAUCUCGAAGCUGGCGCUGGCACGGGAGGCAACACUGGUGGCAACCCACAGCACCCCAUAAGUACGUUCGAGAACGUACUACAAGGCGGUAGUGAGGUUGGCAACGAUCUGGUGAUCGUACACCAUCAACCGCGCGCCGCUGCUGAUGAUGACGGCGAUGAAGGUGCUACGGUGAAGGACAAUGAUACCGAGGAUGUGCAGGAAGCUGAUGAACAGCAGGAUGAUGAGGUGCUGCCGGAAGAGGAAGAUGAGGACGACGAGGACGAAGACGAUGACGAUGACGAUGAUGACGACGGUGGAGUACACACGACGACGGCUACAAACACUGCGGACGAGGAGGAGGAAGAAGAGGAAGAGAACGAGAUGGAGGAAGGCGUGGAGGAAGAGGAGUGUUCCGCCGAAGGAGUGUUCGGCCAGGACGGAAGCACAGUUCGUCAUGUGAUACACCACCACCACCACCAUCACCACCCGGGUAGUGAUGGGAUCUACAAUGGGGUGAUCAAUCAUCAUAACCCUCCCAGCCGACAUCGAGCGCACCACCGCCAUACUCAUCUCAACAACCACCCGGUGGUCAACAUGAACCUAACCGCAUUCCACCACGAUCACGUGCACCUUCAUCAGCAACAUCAGCAGCAACAAUCGCGGACCAUUGCACCGAUCAAACUGUGCUCCGGCCAGGACGGGUCAAUGAUGUUGAUGGUCCCAUCGACGACGACGACGGGUAGUGCUGAUGAAGGUGGGCUAGAUGAGGACGAUAAGGAGCAGGAAGAGGAAGAGGAGGAGGAAGAGGAACCGUCCUCGAAUAGCGUGGACGGAGGGAGUAACUACUGUGAUAAUGCUUCCGCCGCGGAUGAAGAUCCGGAAGAGGAAGUCGAUGACGUUGGGGGUGCUGAUGUGCAGCACCACCCGAUCCAGCGCGAUGCCGAAGAUCACAUGCUGCUGACAACGCACAGCGGACACACUGUCGAAGGGGGGCUUCAUACCCUCGAUCAGCAGCAACAGUAUGGUGUGGAUCAGUUGGAAGAUGCCAAAUCGUUGAACGAUUACAACGGCGUCCACCAUCAUCAACAUCCGAGUGAUGGAAGCGCUGGCGGUGCGGUUGUUGAGGAGGACGGAUGCGGUGGGACAAGCUUUAUGCUCGAUCACCAGCAGAUGCAGCAACUGCAGCGACAGUAUCAACAGCUGAGCCACGGUCAAGGAAUUCUGCACCACGAGCAGCAACUACAUUCGGCAGUAUCCCCGGUGAUACAGGGAGCGACCUCUGGAGGAUCAUCGGCACACAUACUGCUGCGCGAUGCCAGAAUGUCCGAUGCGCCCAACUGUGUCGGGGACGUGUUAACCGAUGGUCUGGUGGUUAACGGUGAGUGUGGUGAAAUGGACCAACAACACGCGGGUCCGGAGGAAAAUCACAUGCAACACGAAGAGCCGAACGAGGAUGAGGAGGACGAGGUGGAAGACGAUGAGGACGAACCGGACGAAUCGCUGGAAUCGGAAGACGGGCACGGCACGACCGGGACGCCGCUGAUGCCGCAGCACUAUCAACAGCAUCAGCUGAUGGAAAAGUACAUCGACGACGUGGACGGUGGUAGUAGCAGUGCCGGCGGUGGCUACACCGUCCUGGAGACGACCGGCGGGGAGAUGAUCAGCACAGAAAUUGUCGAACACAAUCACGACCAAGAUAUGGCGAUAAUGUUGGAACCGAUCGUACAUUCUGGACCGGCGGGAGAACGGGAGCCGCCGAUUGAAACGGUUGUCGGUGGUGAGGAAACGGUUGGCGGCGACGAUGCGGCGGGGUGUAUGGUGGCGAAUGGCGAGCAGAACUCGGUCAACGGUGGCCGGAUCAUUGCAGGACAUCCAUUCCGCGGAGAACGACGAUCCUACGGUGGCCAAGCAGCCCUGCUGGAUUCCGUUGCCGUUGGUAGUCAUGUGAUCAAUGAAGCGGAUGUAGUGUCCGAGUCGGACCAUCAUUGGCCACAGUUCAAGAUGAAGAUGAUGGAUACGACGAAGAUGCUCGUGGUCGAUCACCAUCAGCUGGUCGACGGCAGUAACAGUAUUAUCCUAUCCCCGCUCGGUGCGACGGUGACCCCCGCCAUGGCUUCCUCUCCGACGCUCCUGGCCGGAGCUACCCAGCAAGUGCAACAUCAGCAUCAACAGCAGCUUCACCUAACGCAAACCAACCUUCACCCGCAUUUAACGAACGCCGCAGCAACGCAACAGCACCAACACACGAUGCAACCAUCACCGACGACUAUUCCGGUUGCCACGGCAACGAUUGUACAGCAAAUUGCAACCAAUCAUCAGCAACAACAGCAACCGGCACAGCUCCACCAAAACACGACCACAGGGAUCAGUUUUUUAGCGCACCAUCCGCAACAGCAACCGACGACAGUGCAAACCCUGGCAGCGGUGCAGCAACAGUCUCAUCCGCAAGGAAUGAACAUUUUUCAGAUCCACACCCAGCCCCAGCAGCAACAGCAGCAGCAGCCGACACAACAACCUCAUCAUACCGCUCAAGCGAUGCUGGGAGGCGUAGUCACGUCCCAUCCGGUAGCGCUGAGCGGUGGCGGCACGAUCCAGCUAACGUCAGAGAUUAAAGACGGCAUCCGUAACAAUUUGAUAAAGACUGAGCCCGGCGUAAGCUAUACGACCAUCCGGCAAGGCAACCAACAGAUAGUGACGCGCAUCAAGCUGGAGAGUGACGAUGGUGGUCAAUUGCAGCAACACUCGGCGCAGCAGCAGCAGACAUUUCAGGCUCAGAUUCCCAAGGUGAACGUUGUGACGUCGUCCGCCGCACCGCUGAUAGCACUCGGGGGAGCUCCCAACCAAAAUCAGGAUAAUUUGACACGCGUGAUCGAAAGUGUGGCCGGUAACUACGGGUCGGCGGUUGCACAACAGGUGGUUCAACAGCCUCAGCAGCAGCAGCAGCAGCAACCGCAACCGCAACCGCAGCUCAUUCAGCACGUUCAGACGGCCACUGGGCAGCAGAUUCGCUUCGAGAUGGACCCGACGACGAACCAUCACCACGCGUUGCUGCAGCAAGCGACGCAACCUCAGCAAACACAGCCUACCCUGAUCACACAGCAACAGCAUCAACCAAAGUUCAUUAUCACCUCGCGACCGAUGACCAGCGUGGUAAACGCCGUCACCGGCACGAAGCUUCCGCUGGCCGUGCAGCAGGCGACAGGUCAGCAGUUUAUCCAUGCGCAAGACCAACCGAUACAUCAGACACAGCCACAGCCGCAGCAGCAGCAGCAACCAUUGUCCAACCAAGCGACGGUAACUACGAUCCAAAAACCGAUUCAGCUACAAAAGAUCAUCAUGUCGACGGCACAGCAGCAGCGACCGCGACUUCCCCUGCAGCGGGCACAGUUCGCGCUGCAAGCUCAGCAUCAACCGCAGACGCAGGCGGCCGCGAAGUUGGCCCAGCCUCAACAAACGGCUCAAGUGAUCACACCGACACAGUCGCAGCAACGUUUUCAGCAAAAAUUUGUCACCAACCAGCUGAUCCGUGGCCAGAACGCGGCUAUUCUCAUGAACAGCGGUCAGUUCCUGCCGCAGCAGCAACAACAACAGCAGGCACAGCCACCACCGGUGACGGUGGUCGGAGCGAAUGUGGUUGUUGGUUCGACACAGCGGAAACGACCGACGGCGGAAGUGCAGAGCGGUGUUGCACCGAUGACUAGUAGUACCGCCACCGGAGGAAUCGGUGGAAUCGUUGGUCAAGUGACAGCGGUGAGCGGCGGUGGUGGGAUGAGCAGGCGUGGUGGUGGCCGUACUAGCAGCUCUCGAUUACCGCCCGGUGCGGUCAAUCUCGAGCGUAGCUACCAGAUCUGCCAGGCGGUCAUACAGAACAGUCCGAAUCGGCACCAGCUGCGGGCACAGCUGAAAUCGCCGCAAGCCUUUCUGGCGGCCUCGAACUCCAACUCGAACAGCAGCAUCAGCAGCAUCGGCAGUACCGGCAGCAACAGCAGCAGCAACAGUAGCACCAGCAGCAGCGGCGUCUCGGCAAGCAGUAUUAUUGGCAAUACCAAAGAGGAUACGGGUGCGGCGGCGGUGGGAGGUACCACCAGUGUUGCCGCCGCCACUACGUUCGGUGCGGCCCUGGGAAUCGGAGCGAAUAAGGUCGCUGGACCACGGUUGCUGAACCCGAAGCGUAUUGUAGCGACGACCGGUAACCGUAACCCACCGUCGAUCGUCGUGCGCCAGGUGUACACGGGCGGCGGGACGACCGGUGUUCAGUCGAAUCCGAUCAGUAUUAUUGCACAGUCCACUCAACAACCGCACUCGGUGCAGCAGCACCCGCAACAGCAAAUUCACGCCCUCGGAGAGCAGCUUCAGCAGCACGCACAGAUUAUCAGCGUAACGGCCGCGCCGACGAUCGUGCAAACUGCCAGCAACAAUAACGGCGGCAACCCUAUUACGGGUGCUGCCGUCUCCGGGGCAGCCGCUUCGAGCGUUGGCAACUUCGGCGGAAAGUACGUGCUGGUGCAGCGAGCGGCACACAUCGGUGAAAUCGUAACGCCGCGGGCGGCCAGCGCACCACCCACACACAAUCAGAUACACAUUCAUCACGUGCCUGCACCACCGCAAACGCAGCAGCAGCAGCAAAUUCAGCAACAAAUCACCACACACCAGCAGCAACAACAGUUGACCCAACAGCAAGUGGUUCAACACCAUAUACAGCAACAACAACAACAGCAGUUGCAUCAGCAACAGCAGGGCCAACAGCUAGCGCCCAGCAUGCAGGCGACCAUCACCCGCCGAAUACCGUCGUCCACCCACGUGAUUGCCUACGGUCAGGAUCCGCUGCCUACCGCCGCUUCCCUUGAACCGAUGGCCCCCAGUGGAGGGAUUGGCGGCAACGUAGCCAAUGGUUCACCGAAUGCACUGAUCACUGGUGGUGGUACGGCGGGUGGUGCAAAUGUUACGCGGGGCAAUGUCGUUAUCAUUGGUGGAACGGCCGCGUCCUAUCAGUACAAUCAUGCCACACUGUUAGAUCGUUCCCGGGGAGCAACGAGCAACCCGACCGUGGUUGUAUCGAACGGUGGUGCAUCUUCUGUAGGCAACAGCAGUGGGCUUCUGCCCCAAACGAACUUGGUCAAUCUGGUCUCCCCUUCGACCACCACCACCAUCAUUUCACCGCAGCGACAACUUCAAUCGGGUCAAACGGCGUUAGUGCCCGCUUUCUUGCAACAACAUUCCCUGAACCACCAGCUAAACAGCGGUAGCGACGGUACCCACAGUGGCCACAGCAUCAAUCUCGGUGGAAUCAACAUCGUGGUCGGCAGUCUUAAUGCCGCUGGUGGAACCACUCUUCAUUACCAGCAGCUGCAGCCCCAGCAGCAGCAGCAGUCGCAGCCCCAGCAGCAACUGAUUAUAAUGGAAAACGAUCUAGGAGGCACUGCGCAGGUUUGUCACGAAAGCGAACCAGGCGGCGGAAGUGGUGAAGACCGCAAAGCUUGUGAGACGGUGCGAGCCGCGGCUCCGUGUACCUCCGGGGACUGCGGUGGUAAUGUUGGCAACACCGGAAUCGACUGUUCCUGCUCGCUGAAUUCCUCGAUGGUAGCCUGUCAGCAGUGUGGUGCCUUCUGUCGCGACGACUGCAUCACCGGAUCGAAGCUGUGCGUAUCGUGCGUGAUACGAUAG
Messenger RNA from Anopheles cruzii, 9531 nucleotides. RefSeq lists its product as uncharacterized. NCBI's taxonomy places the organism in Eukaryota, Metazoa, Arthropoda, Insecta, Diptera, Culicidae. Gene Ontology annotation, molecular function: chromatin binding; DNA binding. Gene Ontology annotation, biological process: positive regulation of transcription by RNA polymerase II; animal organ morphogenesis. The transcript is spliced from 8 exons. The coding region runs from base 1 to 9531 and encodes 3176 amino acids. The record is from RefSeq and is a predicted model, not a curated record. Gene Ontology annotation, cellular component: PR-DUB complex.